Messenger RNA from Chenopodium quinoa (quinoa), 720 nucleotides. RefSeq lists its product as uncharacterized. The transcript has a single exon. NCBI's taxonomy places the organism in Eukaryota, Viridiplantae, Streptophyta, Magnoliopsida, Caryophyllales, Amaranthaceae. The record is from RefSeq and is a predicted model, not a curated record. The coding region runs from base 1 to 720 and encodes 239 amino acids.
AUGGAUGCUAAGAACUGUCCACACGCAUGGAAGGGGCAGUAUCAAGGAAGAGAAGGAGUUGCAACUCUCAUACUGGAGGCAGUUGCGGACAGAGAUCUAUGGAUAUGGCAUUCGUUUUUUGGGAUGCCAGGUAGCUGCAACGAUAUUAAUGUGCUUCAUCGAUCCCCUGUGUUCGAAGACGUCUUAGAGGGUCGGACACCUCCUGUCAACUUCGUAGUCAAUGGUCAUCAUUAUACGAAUGGGUAUUAUCUUACUGAUGGAAUCUACCCUAGAUGGGCUUCUUUUGUGAAAUCCAUUACGAGUCCACAAACUCAUAAGGAUCGUUUAUUCGCAAAACACCAGGAAGCUGCAAGAAAAGACGUUGAACGUGCAUUUGGGGUCCUUCAAGCUCAUUUUGCCAUUAUUAAAAAGCCGUCUUUGGCGUGGGAUACCGACAUACUCCACAAUAUCAUGCUCGCCUGCAUCAUAAUACAUAAUAUGAUCGUUGAAGAUGAACGAGAGACGUAUCAAAAUAACGUUAAUACCAAUGAGUUUAUGAAUGCUGGAGGGAACGCUAAUGAGGACACUACCGAGUACCGUACUGAUCGUAUUGUGGAUAUCGGCUUACAAUUGUCUAGUAGAACAGAGAUUGAGGAUCAACAGACUCAUUUGCAGCUAAAAAACGACUUGGUCGAACAUAUAUGGAAUAAAUUUGGUAACAACGAAAACUUAGGCAACUAG